Carassius gibelio (silver crucian carp) is the source of this 2839-nucleotide messenger RNA. RefSeq names its product kelch-like protein 9. Gene Ontology annotation, cellular component: Cul3-RING ubiquitin ligase complex. The record is from RefSeq and is a predicted model, not a curated record. Gene Ontology annotation, molecular function: cullin family protein binding; ubiquitin-protein transferase activity. The transcript is spliced from 8 exons. NCBI's taxonomy places the organism in Eukaryota, Metazoa, Chordata, Actinopteri, Cypriniformes, Cyprinidae. Bases 360 to 2423 code for a protein of 687 amino acids. Gene Ontology annotation, biological process: protein ubiquitination; regulation of cytokinesis.
UGACACCAGCUAUGGGUUCACCUCAUGUGUAUCAAACACAACAUCAGAGUGCAAAUGCAGCUGAGGGAAGAGCAAAGGCUUAAACUGAAGCCUAUUAAAAGUAACAUGUCAAAAGGAGGAAGACAGAAGGUUUUGAAACAACAUGUAACUUUGUGUGUGUGUGUUUGAGCGAGAGAGAGAGAAGUGACACAGGAAGUCAAUGAGGUUGUGGUAAGCAGACUCUACAUACCCAUUUGUGUCGACUGAGUGUGAUCACAGCGUGAUGCUUUGUGCUAAAAUGAGAAGAAACUUUUGAAACCCCCUGAGAAAGCACCACGUCUCGAAAUCCCAUAGAGAGCAAAGAAGCAGACCCAAAAGACAUGGGCAACAGUGGAGAGGAAGGAAAACUGCAUCGCAGACUUUCUCGAAUAGGGAGCAGAUCGCAGAGAGAGCCGCCACGACCCCCUCCUCAAACAGACAGACCUCCAACGGUGGUUCCUCCAAGACCUGCUGAGACUGCUCCAAAACCUCCAGAACCUGCGCAAAAACCAGUUGCAAUCCUCCCAAAACCUCCAGUGGCCCAAAAGCCCACCGCACCUCCAAAGCCACAAAUACAAGUGUUCAAUAGCACAGAGCAUGGUGCUGCCAUACUCAAUGGGUUGGAUUGUUUUCGUGGUGAUGAGACUCUUUGCGAUGUGACUCUGGUACCUGGUGACAGCAGUGAAACUUUCCCAGUCCACAGGGUCAUCAUGGCUUCAGCCAGUGACUACUUCAAGGCCAUGUUCACGGGUGGCAUGAGAGAGCAGGAGCUUAAGGAGAUUAAGCUCCAUGGGGUGAGCACAGUGGGCCUGAAGAACAUCAUCGAGUUCAUCUACACAUCUCGUGUGAGCCUGAGUCUAGGCACCCUUCAGGACACGCUAGAGGCGGCGAGCUUCCUCCAGGUGCUUCCCGUUCUCAGCUUCUGCAACCAGCUACUCAGCAGUGAGAUCACUAUAGAAAACUGUGUGGAAGUUGAGCGCAUUGCCAGGGAUCUUCUUCUGGAAGAUGUCCAAGAACAUGUCCACGCGUUUGUGUGCGAGAACUUCUCUGAGCUGGUGCAGAGCGGCCGCCUCCUGCAGUUGUCCAAGGCGAGCAUAACGUAUGCCCUCUCCAGCGACUCUCUGAAGGGUUUCUCUGAAAUGGAGCUGUACCGCAUCGCCCGUACCUGGCUGUCCCAUAAACCCACCGAGCGGCGUCCUGCGGCUUACUCUCUGAUGCGCCACAUCCGCUUCCCUCUGAUGUCCCCUGCUGAGCUCCUCCAGAUCUCUCAGGAGGAGCAGACCGAAGAAGGAGCAGUGAGCAGAGGAAAAGAUGAAGGAGAGCCGUUCAUGCGAUCAGACACGGCCUGUGUCAACCUCCUCCUGGAGGCCAGCAACUACCAGAUGCUUCCCUUCCUCCAGCCGGCGCUCCAGACGGAGCGGACCCGGAUUCGGUCCGAUUGCACUCACCUGGUUGCUCUGGGUGGUGUAAUGAGGCAGCAGCUGGUGGUCAGCAAAGAGCUCAAGCUGUACGAUGAGGAAGACGGAGGCACCUGGAGGGCGCUCCAACCUAUGGAGGUGCCACGUUACCAGCACGGAGUGGCUCUUCUAGGGGACUUUCUUUACAUUGUGGGAGGUCAGAGCACUUACGACACCAAGGGUAAGACAGCGGUGGACAGCGCGUACAGGUAUGAUCCUCGCUUUGACCGCUGGUUGCAGGUGGCCUCUCUGAAUGAGAAGAGGACGUUUUUCCAUCUGAGCGCUCUUAAGGGGAAGCUGUAUGCUGUUGGAGGGAGAAAUGCCACUGGGGAGAUUGAUUCGGUGGAGUGCUACAACUUGAACAAGAACGAGUGGACUUUUGUUGCACCGAUGUGUGAACCUCACUAUGGACACGCUGGCACAGUACAUGGAGGUCUGAUGUAUGUGUCAGGCGGAAUCACAAGAGAUGCUUUCCAGAAAGAGCUGCUGUGUUACAACCCCGAUGGAGACGUGUGGAGCAGACGAGCAGAUAUGAUGGAGCUCCGCGGUCUUCACUGCAUGUGCACUGUUGGCGACCGCCUCUACGUCAUGGGUGGAAACCACUUCCGGGGGACAAAUGACUAUGAUGAUGUGCUAAGCUGUGAAUUCUACAGCCCUGAAACUGACCAGUGGACAGUGGUGGCUGCGAUGCCCAGGGGUCAGAGCGAUGUGGGCGUGGCAGUCUUUAAGGGACGCAUCUAUGUGGUGGGUGGUUACUCCUGGAACAGCAGAUGUAUGGUGGAUAUCGUGCAGUGUUACGACCCUGAGAAGGAUGAGUGGGAGAAGGUCUUCAGUGUCCAGGAGCCUCUCGGAGGCAUACGGGCCUGCACUAUGACAGUCCAUUGCCCAAAAAGGUCAACAGAUGAGGGUGAAAUACAAGAGUGUCCUCUUUUAACAUCCAAAAGCUGAACAGAUGGUUUAAUAAAGCUAUUAGCCUUUAAAUGUGACAUACAGAAAUCAGCUUCACAUUCCAGUGAUGUGUAUUACAAAAAAAAGGUUGAGUGAUUUGAUUAAUGUACAUGCCACUUUAUUAAUAUCUGAGCUGGGGUAAGGGAAAAUAAAUUGCUUGUAAAAAAAUAAAAUAAAAAAAUAAACCGCUAGUUCACCAUUAUUUGUUUAAAUGUGCACGACUUUGUUAAAAUCCUGUUCUCUUUCAAUGUCUGAUGGCCUCAGACCUUAAUUUUUUUAUCUCUAAAUUAUUCUCUUUUAUGCUUAAAAUAUAUAUAUGAAUUUGUUUGUGUUUGGUAUCUUUCAUGUACAUUUCUUAACAUAAAAUGUCUACUGAUUGCAUUCAAGCAAAAAUAAAUAACUAAUAAUAAUAAUAA